Glycine soja is the source of this 990-nucleotide messenger RNA. RefSeq names its product 50S ribosomal protein L19, chloroplastic-like. Gene Ontology annotation, cellular component: ribosome. The coding region runs from base 136 to 777 and encodes 213 amino acids. Gene Ontology annotation, molecular function: structural constituent of ribosome. The record is from RefSeq and is a predicted model, not a curated record. NCBI's taxonomy places the organism in Eukaryota, Viridiplantae, Streptophyta, Magnoliopsida, Fabales, Fabaceae. Gene Ontology annotation, biological process: translation. The transcript has 5 exons.
GUAGUUGACACGUGUGGAACGGAUAGAGAAACAGAUAAGGGCGCUCUCCGUACCAUCUUCCUAAUCCUCCUUACAUUUGCAGUGUUCCCAUGUCUCCUACCCACUGAAGUCGAACCCCUAUUUUCCCUCUCCCUAAUGGCUUCUCAAGUUCUUCUUCAGCAGGCACUGUUUGCCCCCAAGCUAAGUUUCCCUUCUUCUUCUCGUAACGUGGCGUUAAUUUCUAGGGUUCCUUCCACCCCAAUUUCAUGGCGUUGCACUCCCCUCAUUGCUAAGCCUAGUUUCGUAGUGAGAGCUGACACCAACCUCGAUGGCGGUGGUGAAGCCACCGAGGAUGUUCCUUCGGAUAAUGCUGAAAAAGUUUCGGAAGGCGAAGCAGAACAAGUUUCGGAUUCUGAAGCUCCGAAAUCGCCUAGAAAACCCCGAGUCAAACUCGGAGACAUUAUGGGGAUAUUGAAUCAGAGGGCAAUUGAGGCAUCCGAGAAGCAAAGACCAACUCCAGACAUUAGGACUGGGGAUAUUGUCGAAAUCAAAUUGGAGGUUCCUGAGAACAAGCGUAGGUUGUCCAUUUAUAAAGGGAUUGUCAUCUCAAAACAAAAUGCUGGUAUUCACACGACCAUUCGAAUCCGAAGAAUCAUUGCCGGCACUGGGGUUGAGAUAGUCUUCCCAGUUUACUCACCAAACAUCAAAGAAAUCAAAGUGGUAAGUCACCGUAAGGUCAGGAGGGCAAGAUUGUACUAUCUGAGAGACAAGCUUCCGAGAUUCUCCACUUUCAAGUGAUACUCGGAUACCCCACCUUUCCUCACGUUAUUCGUCGAACUAGUCUGCUGAUCCAGGAUAAGUGCUGCGGAGCUUUAAUUUUUUUAAUUUCAAUUUGUUCUGUUGUAGAAUACAUCAUUUUUCUUCCCCUUUGUGUAUCUUCCCUUAAAUCGAAACAAGUGUACUGAACCUUGAUAGUAUUGAGAAAUUUGAAGUGUUUCUUCUGCAUCACCA